AAAGAAGCUGUUUCAGAGCUUUUAAAGUGUGCCUGGGAGUGCUGUAUCUUCUGAUUCUCGCUGGAAUCACGACACGCUAUAUUUCAGUCACUUUGGAAAAAGAGCAGCUGCAGAACAAAUACAACAAACUGAACAACAAUUACAGCCAACUGCAAACCCAACUUUUAGUGAAGUGUCCUGUCGAUUGGGCCAAAUUUGGAAUGAGCUGUUACUUUAAAUCCACUGAGAGGAAAAUUUGGCCUGAGAGCAAGGCAGACUGUCAGUCCAGAGGAGCCAACCUGGUGAUCAUAAACAACAAAGAGGAACAGGAAUUUAUUGAACUGAAUAUGAGAGGAGAGUCCUGGAUUGGUCUGACAGCCAGUUACAAAAGUAAAACUGGGGAACAUGAAUGGGAAUGGAUGGAUGGAUCCCCGCUGACAGAGGCGUUUUGGGCGCCAGGCCAGCAGGAUCCUGUUCAUGGUUUUUCUGCAGUAUGCUGUGAAAUUAAGGGAAAAUGGACACGAUCACAAUCUUCUAUAUCCAAGACCUGGAUCUGUGAGAAAUUAUUUUUGACUGAUGACAUAAGGAAAAUUAAAAUUUCUGAAUAAUCCAAGUAGUUCUCCAACUUCAAUUAGACAUCAUUAGUGUUAAAUUUCAUAAAGGUUUGUCAUCUGUUACUCAUGUUUUUGUUCUACUGUGAGCAACUUCCUGUCUUCACCACAAUGGAUCAUUUUAAUGUUCAUAUUUUUGACUUGGUAUUCCAAUAUUUUAUUGUUUGCUUAGGUUAUUGAUCAUUGGUUUUGGACAGAAGUUUUUUUCUAAGGAUGCAGGAAAGAUUAUCGCUGAUUAAUAUGUAUUUUAAGAAUUCAAAACAUUAAAAACAUUGAAUUCUUAAAAUCUGUUUUUCAUUAACUUUUAAUGAGAAACAGAUUAUAUGCACAUAA
Molecule: messenger RNA, 923 nt
Organism: Maylandia zebra (zebra mbuna)
Lineage: Eukaryota; Metazoa; Chordata; Actinopteri; Cichliformes; Cichlidae
Product: CD209 antigen-like protein C
Source: RefSeq, a predicted model, not a curated record